AAUGGGAAAAGGCGAAGGGCAUCGGACCCGAGGCGUCAACAUUCGCACUUCUGGAUCCAGGUUACAGGCCGAACGGUGGGUCUGACAAUGGAGAUGGCGGUCUGCUGUCGCGCUCCAAGUCUGCAAGCAGUGUUACCAACCUCGGGGCCGGAGUGACUAACGUUGGGACAUCGAGUUUGUCUCUCAACGACGUCGAAGCAUUGGAACAGGCUGAAGUGGCAACAAUGGAAGAGUCACGCGCGGCGUCUGAGCCACAUCUGCGGACGAUAGACGGCCCGGAAGACGAUGAACCAGCGGCCGUCAUUGUCGAUGUAGAAGACGUCAUUGAGGAAACAGCAGCUCCUCUGCCUGUCACUCCGGUGGUCUACAGCCAGACACCGGUUUACUGCUACGCUCCCGAAGAAGUUACAAGGCUUAUCGAUUCUAGUGGCAGUGACAGUGAACGCGACAGUUCACAGCUGGUGCACCGGAAUGACUCGGUUCGAACUGAAUCAAGUUACAAGUUACUUGAGGAGAACAUGAGCCUACUCAACAAGCUGAAACUCAAGGAGGACAUCUGCAGAAAAUUAGGAAACGAGAUUGAAACCUUGGAAGAAAAGAUUGACGACGUUGCGAAGACUCAUAAACGGGAAUUACAAAGGCUGAUACAUGAGGAAACUGAUCUGCAUAUCCACCAAAGUGAAGGAGAACAAGUGGCAGCUAAGGAGGUGGGAGGCCCUCAGGAGGAACUGGUGGCAGAGUUGAGGGCCCGAAUACGGGAGCUAGAGCAGCGCCAGGAGUGGCUCCUGCGAGAAGGGGAAACACUACAGGACUCCUUCGCUCAUCAUUCAGAGCAACAGGCAGCGUUGGCCCAGAACUUGGUGGGUAAGAUGAAACAACUUCAGGAGGCCAACAUAAAUAUGGCGUCUUGUGAUGAAAGCGAAGCAAUUCACCUCAGCCCUAGUACUUACAUAGGCCAACAAGUGGAUGCUAUGAACCUGGUCCAAGAUCUUACAACUCAGCUUUUGAACCUGGCUGAAAAACUGGAAGUGGCUAUUGCUCAAAGAAGCAACGAAGUUCACAACCUGCGCCUGGAGUUGCAGGAUCGUCGACACGUGCGGCACAAACUCCGGUCGGGACAUCAUUGGUUCUCCGGGGAGGGCAUGUCCGUCUCCAUGGGGUCACUGGCGGAACCGGAAGUUGGCUUAGAGGGCGAAGGGACGUACGCCAUAUUGCCCCGACAGAGUUCCGAAGAACUUACGCAGCUACCGUCUCUCCUUACCAACAAGGUGCUGGAACUCAAGGAGGGGCUGAACUACCUACGCGCAGCUUCGGGAGUAUCAGCACCCAAUCAACAAAUAAGCAGAUACCCUGCAUGGGAACAAGAAGCAGAUGGUUCAGAAGCCACCGCAACAUUUGUGUUCAAGUGUUAUAAUAAAACUGACCAAAAUGCAGAUACCGGACAAGAUACCAGAUGUGAUUCGCCUGCUGUAGAGCAAAUAGAUUCUGAAGGCAACACUUCACCAAUAACGUGCGUUACAAUAACCCCUGCAUUCCGGAAGAAGAAAAAUGGUGUCUUAGAUGGUCAGACAAAAGACAGUACAAAGGAAGAUGAAAAAUGGCUGAAUGUCGACACCAAAUCAACUGUUAAUAUCAACACAGGCGAUGGGUCACUUGGGGAGGAAAUCUCUACUGUCAACAGAGAGAAUUAUUGUUUCGCUGUCUCUUCAGCUUCUACCACAUCUUCAGUGUGUGAUGACGAGGAAGGUGAGGAUGUUCACGCCAAUGAUGUAGACGCUCAGAAAGUUCAAGCAGUCACAGCAAUGUCAGCAAGUGAGGAAAAUGCUAACAGGAAAAGUGGUGUAAGCGAUGAAAGUGAGAACGAAAGUAGUGAUGACGAGGCUAAAGAAGAUGACUACGAGGAGGAGGACACAAAGACGAUAAUAAAAUGUGAAAGUGAUGUGUCGAUACACAAGAACAGCAUUUACAGUGGACUGGAUGAUAAUGAGAAUCAUAAUUACAAGGGUUUGCUUGAAGAUUCUUUCCGUGGGUACUAUGAAACUGAAGUGUACACAGCCAAGGGUGCUUCCAGCAAUGCUGGAAGACAAAGGAAGAUACUUAAAACAAGGCGAAUAUCAGACACACAUAUUGGGUACAAGCGAGACGUUGAUACUAAAUUCAUUCCUCAAGAGACGUUUCAAUUUGGAUGCGAAGAUUCAAAUUAUAAUGUAGAAAAUGGAAAAAGUGUAACAAAUAGUACGACAGAAACAUGUCAAACCGUUUCGGCUUCUUCUGCGGAGAUUUCAUGUCAGAAGGACCGAAAAAAAGAUUCUGCAAAUCAAGAGCAUGAGAGUGAACAUAGAGAAUGUAAGUCUGGAGUUACUGAUGCUUACAUCACGGAAAAUACUUUCCAUGGAAACAGAGACGUUUACUCUACAGGUAGAGAUGAGACAUUAGCCUCUGCUGAGAACGGAGCCUAUAGAACUAAUUAUUAUUCGCAGAAUGUGGCAGAAACUUUCUCCACGCCAACUCCUGACAAUGUUUUCGUAAAAACUACACGCAAAAUAUUCUCUCCCGUUCGACGAGACAGUAGAGGGAAAGCUUCUUCUGUCAUAAGUUAUAUUGUCGGGGAAACAUGUGGAGUGGACGCAUCACAAAGUCUUCAAGAUGGCGAGCGGUGUGUGCCAGUAACAUCUCCGGUCAUCAGCGUUCUCAGAAGACAGCAGAGUGGCAAUACUUCUAGUGAGAUGAAUUCUGUCAUCGACAGCAAGGGAAAGACGGGGAGAAACGGGUCACCGCCAUCUUGGAUGUUCACACGAAAUAGAUCACAGUCAUCUUCACCGUCUUUAAUGAGAAGAUCUGUGGACAAGUGUUUCAGUGAAGUAAUCAGUAUUUCAGAUCAAAAUUCAGCAGUAAAGUCGCAAAAUACACUGUUAGAUAAAAAUUUUCAAGGUGAAUUAAAUGUAGCCACAACAGCGAACAGAAAUUGUGAAUCGGACAGGAAUAAAGAAAUUGAAUUCAAAUCAAAAUCCGAGCAAUAUAACUUCACAAAUAAAGACUGUGAAGAUGAAAUUAUAAAGCCAGAGAAGCAGACGAAUAUAAAAAGUGAGGCUGAUUCAAGAAGGGAGAUUUUGGCGGAAAAGAACAAAACUGACAAGUGCGAUAAUUCAGUGGCUUCUUCCCGUUCAGCUAUUACGUCGUCAGGUUUCCCUCCCUUGCCACAAUCUCCGAUACCAGGUAGACGCGAUCACUUUAGGUUGGCGACCAAGGAAACUGCGCCUAGCAUUCGUAUGAUGAUAGCGAAAUAUAACCAGAAACUUACAGAACAACAGGAAGGCGCUGGUGGCAGGUCUCCUGAAGUCAGUGGCAGCGGGUCGGCGUCACCAGUGGCGUGGAGGUCACCGGUCGCGGAACGCCGUGUUCGGGCACAGAUGGAAAAAUACCAAGAAGAAGUACAGCGUGUAUUACAGAAAGGUGGCAGGAAGAUAGCGGCACGUCUCGGGGGGAACAAAGUUCAGAAAUCAGCCAGCGAUGGGAUCAUCAGAUCACAAGAAACUCCGUUGAUUUUGAAGUCCGAAGCUGAACCAAACAAAGACUCUGUAACUAGUAAAGCAAAUUCAUUACCAAACAGUAGGCCUAUACUGAAAUCUACUAGUGCGGGUUCUAUCAAAGCGAUGUCUCUUCUUCCGGUAAAUGUGAGUGAAAACAAAACUGCCGAGAAUGUAGAAACUGUCAGGGCUGCAGCUAAACCACCCGCGCCACGAGUGAAUAUUUCACCAAGUCCAUCUAGUCCGUCCUCGCCAGAGCUUGGACUGCAUCACAGCAGUCCACCUCCAUCACGCCUGCGCGCUCUAAGGUUACAAAGGGCAAAGGAAGAAUUCCUCACCCGGGGACCAGGAGGUCGUAGUUGGACAAGCGACGGAGGAACACCAUCAACUGACACGCUCAGCGCCUCUGUGUCGCCAGAACCAUUCUGGGAACAAGAAGCCAGUGGUGGAAAUCUAAAGGACGUAAUCAGACCAGGACUUCGAAUGAGAAAAACUGAUAGCGAAAUUCGUAGUCGGUUAAGUCAAAUCAGUGUGGAAAGUGAAUCCAGCUACGACGGCUCCGUUGUUCUAGCUGGAGGAUCGGGGAUGGACAGUGGUACCGUUAGUGAUGAAGGCAUGAUACUGGUUAAGUCAGCGAGCGCAGGUAUGAUUAAUGUUGAUCCGAACACUUACAGAAAAUUUCACGAAGAGAGAGGAACAGUUGAUCAAUACCCAAACACGUCCGACAGCCAAGAUGUUAAAACAAAGUCACAAGCCUGUGGCAGGUUCGGAAUUUCGAGCAUUACUUCUCGGUUUAGGAAAGUAAAGAUGAGAAGAAGCAAAGGGAGGGAAGGGGGGAAGAUGAACACCGUAUCUAUGCUGUGCCGACAAAGUCUUGUGGUGGAUCUUAAUCUGAGCAAGUGUGGGUCCACAGAGGUGCCAGGACCGUCCACAAGCAUGAGCUGCCCGUCCUCUCCGGUGCUACAGCGACCAUCGUCAGGAGAUAAGUCUGAGUCGGAUACGUCUAGCGGACCGACAAGCUGGAUCCUGAACCCGGCCCGAAAAAUAUUUAAACCGAAAUAACUGAGGUAUAUCCAUGGAGCUUCAAUUAAGACAGGAGACGACGACUUGUUGCAUUUUCAUUUGCUUAAAUAAAUUAUUUCGUGUCUAGACUAGGCGAAUCAUUCAACACAUUAGUCCCAGAAGAUAAUAUAACAUUCUAAGCUUAUAUGUGAGUCUAUAAUUAUUAGUCAACGUUUUGGGGUACAUUUAAAAUGAAAUGGAAAAUAAUAUAUUUUUCUACAUGAGUGUUUGUUUGCAGUCACUUUUAUAAGAAAAGUACCUCUUUGUUUUAGGAACUUCUCUGUUACGCCAGGGCCUGAUGUAUCUAGUCCACUAAAAUUUCUAAUCAACAUUUUAUAGCCAACUUAAAUGAAGCUCAUUAUGUCAUUGCCAGUGUGUUCACGGUAGUAAAUAAUAUUCUGAACUUAGUUCGACAAAUUGCAUUUACCUUCUCAUCCAGUGAGAAUAACUGUGUGUUUGUUUAUAAUGUUAUGUAAAUUUGCUCUUGAAGUUUAUAAAUACAAAUUUCGUUCUUCGGCCGAA
Messenger RNA from Zootermopsis nevadensis, 5111 nucleotides. NCBI's taxonomy places the organism in Eukaryota, Metazoa, Arthropoda, Insecta, Blattodea, Termopsidae. The record is from RefSeq and is a predicted model, not a curated record.